AUGCUCUCCAUAUUCAAUUUCUGGGACACAUUCAACAUCUGGGCCAUAUUCGACAUCUGGGGCCCGAUCAACAGAGUGCUCUUCUUCCUCAGCCUCACCGUCAGUCUUGCAGGGCUGGCGGGCAACACGCUGCUGCUCUGGCACCUCGGUCUGCACAUCAAGAAGGGCCCCUUCAACACCUACCUGCUGCACCUGGCCGCUGCUGAUUUCCUCUUCCUCUCCUGCCAAGUUGCCUUCUCUCUUGCCAAGAUCGUGUCGGGCCAUGAGUUCAAACUGCACUUCCCGGUCACCUUCCUCUGGUUUGCUGUAGGGCUCUGGCUGCUGUCUGCCUUCAGUGUGGACUGCUGCCUCUCCUACAUGCUACCCUCAUAUUGCAGCCCCAACUGCCGCCCCAGGCACACUUCAUUUGUCCUCUGCCUCAUGGUCUGGGCCGUGACCAUGUCGGUCGUGCUGCUGCCAGCCAAUGCCUGUGGCCUGCUAUUCAAUGGAAUGAAUCUGCUGGUUUGCCUCAAGUACCACUGGGUCAGCGUCAUCUGGUUUGCGCUGCUGGCUGGCUCGGUGUUUGGGGUAUGCAAGUUUCUCUUAGUCUCGGAGAACUGCUGCUCGUUACAGCCACCCCCCAAGUUCUGCAAGUUGGCCCAGUUCUUCGGGGUCCUUCUGCUCUUCUGUCGCCUGCCCCUGGUUGUCUACUGGUGCCUGCGGCCAAUCAUAAAAUUCUUGCUUCCCUUUUUCUUCCCACUGGCCACCCUCCUGGCCUGCGUUGACAGCAGUGCAAAGCCCUUCUUGUACUACCUGAGGGGCAGGCAGCACAAGAAGGAGCCAGUGCUGGCAGCCCUAAGCAGGGCUCUAGGGGAAGAGUCCCAGUCAAGUAGUGGGGGGAUAUCCCUGCCCAUGCUCCGAGUGUAG
Rattus norvegicus (Norway rat) is the source of this 906-nucleotide messenger RNA. It is a transcript of the gene Mrgprgl1, whose product is annotated as MAS related GPR family member G like 1. The record is from RefSeq and is a predicted model, not a curated record. Gene Ontology annotation, cellular component: membrane; plasma membrane. Gene Ontology annotation, molecular function: G protein-coupled receptor activity. Gene Ontology annotation, biological process: G protein-coupled receptor signaling pathway; adenylate cyclase-activating G protein-coupled receptor signaling pathway. Lineage: Eukaryota; Metazoa; Chordata; Mammalia; Rodentia; Muridae.